This is a messenger RNA of Asterias rubens (European starfish), 4290 nucleotides long. Its product is annotated as sodium bicarbonate cotransporter 3-like. Bases 236 to 3895 code for a protein of 1219 amino acids. Gene Ontology annotation, molecular function: solute:inorganic anion antiporter activity; monoatomic anion transmembrane transporter activity; sodium:bicarbonate symporter activity. NCBI's taxonomy places the organism in Eukaryota, Metazoa, Echinodermata, Asteroidea, Forcipulatida, Asteriidae. Gene Ontology annotation, biological process: regulation of intracellular pH; bicarbonate transport; monoatomic anion transport. The record is from RefSeq and is a predicted model, not a curated record. Gene Ontology annotation, cellular component: plasma membrane. The transcript has 23 exons.
UAUUUUUGUAUGUAACCAAAAUUGAAAAGUAAACAUCUGUGACUUUGUCACCAUGAUUGCCAGAGUUGAGUGUGAUUAAACAUUAUUAUUGGUACAUUGUGUCCGGGUGUAAGGUCCAGAUGGUUGAGUGGUUGGCUUUUUGUCAAAUCCCCUGCAUGAAACAAAACUCACUCGUGGUGUCGCACGCUCAAAGUUUGCAGUUAUUGAAUAAAAAAAACCACUGUUGCAACCGAGCAUGGCUGGAAACAAGGGUAACAACUUGGAGGUGUCGGAGAAGAAGCCAAAAUGGCUGUGGAGCCCAAAUCGGGAAAGAGCGAACAAAAAAAUUGAUGAGAAUGAUGUGCUAGUUGAUCAGGGUAUUCACUAUCAUCAACCACAACAUCCUACGGGGGAUCAAGAAGAUGAACAAGCAGGGCACCGGGCGGUGUAUGUCGGUGUGCACAUGCCCCUGAAGUCCAGACACCAUCACAGACACCACAGGCAUAAACAUCACAAACACAAGAAGAAUGGUCUGGACGAGUCAGACUCCAGCCACGAUGUUGGCCCCUCGUCAGAAACACCUCUACUCAAAGAAGAAAGACCAGAGCAACCCCAACAGAGGGUCAAGUUCAUCCUGGGAGAUGAAUGUGAUGAGGAGCACGUAUCUCAUGAGGUGUUUACGGAGUUGGAAGAGUUGACCGUUGGUGAGGACGGGGAGGAGCAAACAUGGAAAGAGAUGGCUAGAUGGAUUAAAUACGAGGAGGAUGUUGACGUUGGAGCGGAUCGAUGGAGUAAGCCUCACGUCGCCACGCUACCUCUACACAGUCUCUUUGAGUUGAGAAGUUGCUUGAUGAACGGCACUGUGUGCUUAGACAUGGAAGCUGAAGAUCUGGUGCAGAUUGCAGAUCUCGUCCUGGACAAGUUAGUCGCCUCCAACCAGCUAGAGGAGGAGAAACGUGACCAGGUGCGAGAAGCUCUUCUACGUAAGCAUCAUCAUCAGUGGCAGAAGAAGCACAGAGAGAAGAGAGGCAGUAGCAUCUUACCCAUGAUUCGCUCCCUGACGGACAUCGGCAGGAGUCUGUCUGGAUCGGCAAGCGCUGGCAGUAGCAUGGAACAAGCCGCUCAAAUCUCACCACUCUUGGCUGCCCAUAUGCAAACCACGGCGGCGUCCACGCCCAACUUCUUACACCGACACAGUUCCGGCUCUGGGUCCCACCUCGCUGUAGACGGAGCAGAAGACUCCUCCUCAGGAGGAGGGAACGGCGGCAGAAAGGAAAGCUCCGCCUCGGCAAAUAACCUCCCUAAAGUGGCCAGCGCCACUAGCAUGAAGGCGAGACACAGCUUCAUGCGUAAGAUCCCACCCGGUGCUGAAGCCUCCAACGUCCUCGUCGGUGAGGUGGACUUCCUGAGUCGCCCGAUCAUCGCGUUCGUCCGCCUACUCCAGUCCGUCCCUCUAGGGGAUUUGACAGAGGUGCCCAUCCCUACCCGGUUUCUCUUCAUCAUGCUCGGCCCCCAUACCGAAGAGGAGACCAAGUACCAUGAGAUUGGCCGCUGCAUCGCCACGCUCAUGUCUGAUCAGGUCUUCCAUGGGGUCGCUUAUAAGGCCAAGACAGUGGAGGAUCUCUUGGCUGGGAUUGAUGAGUUUAUGGACCAGGUGACCGUCUUACCGCCAGGUGUGUGGGAUCCUGACAUACGUAUUGAGCCACCGAAGGUAGCGCCCCCAGCGACGAAUCGGCUUGGCGGUCAUCAGCCAAGCAAUGGACACAUAGAAGGUUGCGAUGACGACAACAAACAUGAGGGGUUGGAUUUCACUGGAAGACCCUUCGGAGGGCUGAUAGCCGAUGUGAAACGUCGACUUCCUCACUACUGCAGCGACUUCAAGGAUGCCCUUCAUCUACAGUGUGUGGCUUCAGUCUUCUUUAUGUAUUUUGCCUGCAUCACUCCGGUCAUUACGUUUGGUGGACUGCUUGGGGAGGCCACGGACAGUCUCAUGGCAACGCUGGAAGGUCUCCUAGCAUCGGCCAUUUGUGGUGUGUGCUUCUCGUUGUUCUCUGGUCAGCCACUAACCAUCUUGGGAAGCACUGGACCCAUUCUAGUCUACGAGAAGAUCUUAGUUGGCUUCUGCAAUGCCAAUGAUCUAGACUAUUUGUCGUUCCGCUUCUGGAUUGGGCUGUGGACUGCGUUGAUGUGCAUCGUUCUGGUCGCAACAGACGCCAGCGCGAUGGUCAAAUACUUCACUCGCUUCACGGAGGAGAGUUUCUCCAGUCUUAUCUCUUUCAUCUUCAUCUACGAGGCCAUCCAUAAACUCGUGCAAAUUUACGAACAUAACCCCAUCGAAAGGUGGUCCAAUCACAACAGGACCUAUGAGUGCGAAUGUCUCAUUGGGGAUACCUCCCAGGAUUGGCUAGAGGAAAAGGUCGCGGACUGCGAGGAAAUGAACGGCACGGCUGUCGGGAACUUCUGCGGUGAACAUGUCCCCUCUAGUGACGUGUUUCUCAUGUCGGUGGUCUUAAUGCUUGGCACGUUCACAAUCGCGUUCAGUCUGAAGAAGUCUAAGAAUACGCCAUACUUCCCUACAAUUGUGCGUACCACACUGAGUGACUUCUCUGUGUUUAUGGCGGUCUUAAUCAUGAUUGGUGUGGACUUCCUGUUUGGUGUCAACACCCCUAAGUUGCAGGUUCCAAGCACAUUCAAGCCUACUUCAGAUGCCCGUAGUGGUUGGUUAAUUCCUCCGUUCGGCAGGAAUCCGUGGUGGACAGCCUUAGCGGCGUUCCUCCCAGCUCUUCUUGCUCUCAUCCUGAUCUUCAUGGAUCAACAGAUCACUGCCGUCAUCGUCAACAGGAAGGAAAAUAAACUCAAGAAAGGAGUAGGGUACCAUCUAGACCUGCUGGUUGUGGGUAUCUUACUUGGUCUGUGCUCCGUACUGGGCCUUCCAUGGUUUGUGGCAGCUACUGUCUUGUCUAUCAAUCACGUCAACAGCUUGAAUGUAGAGUCUGAAUGUAAGGCGCCCGGUGAACGACCCAAGCUGAUUGGCUGCAGGGAGCAGAGAGUGACAUCAUUGAUUGUCUUUGUUCUGAUUGGUCUCGCUACUCUUAUGACUCCAGUACUUUCUCUUAUUCCAAUGCCAGUGUUAUACGGCGUGUUUCUCUUCAUGGGUAUUUCGUCCUUAGCUGGUGUACAGUUUGUGGAUCGGCUGCUGCUAUUCUUCAUGCCUCCUAAGCAUCAACCGGACUACAUCUACCUGCGCCAGGUCGGCUUGAGGAGGGUCCACAUAUUCACUUUCAUCCAGCUGUCCUGCCUCGUCAUACUCUGGGUCAUCAAGUCCACUGAUGCAGCACUUGUAUUCCCUAUUAUGGUAUUAGCUGUUGCAGUCGUACGCAAGUUGAUGGACAAGCUGUUCACUCAGCGAGAGCUGGAGAUGUUGGACGAUGUGAUGCCUGAGAUCGUCAAACGAGCAAAACAAGACCAGAAGAAAAUGGCAGAGGAAGAAGCAAUCGUAGCUGGGGACACCAUAGUAGGAGGUCGCGUCCAACUCCCACUGGCAGGAGGAAACGUACUGACGAUACCCGUAGACAAGCUGGACUUCAAUCCCGACUCAAGAACAAUCAAUAUCUCGGAGGAGAUGUCCAAGACGGGCAUCUGGAAGACCCUCGCGGCGAACGCCAACGACUCAAAAUUGUGCCAAUCCACACCAAAGAGACGAACCGGAAGAGAUGAAUCAGACGCCAAGCAGAGGAUGCAUGACAUGCCACUUAAACAGGAGAAAUUCAGCCCCGAUAUGGACAAACUACCCACCAUAGAUGACGAAGAAGCCGCUUCGAUUCCAUAUAGGCAACCCAGCGGGAGUAUAUCCGGGGAAAUCAGCAUCAAUGUUCCCAAGUUCACCAUCGGUGGUGAGGGUGAAACACCGGUAUAAUCACAGGGAAAUCACCACAGUGUCAUUUGGAUCACCAUCAGCGGUGAAAGGGAAUCACCAGUCUAGUCACUCUGAUCACCUUUACAGAAAUCAUUAUCAGCGCACACAGAUCACCAUCAGUGGUGAGUGUGAAUCACGAAUUAGUGGAACCCGGAGAAAUCACCAAGUGUCAUUUGGAUCACCAUCAGUGGUGAUAGAGAAUCACCAGUUUAGUCAGAUGGUGAGUGUGAAUCACUAGUGGAACCCGUUGAAGUCACCAGCAGGUGUCACAAAUCACCAUCAGUGGAUAUCGUGAAUCACCAGUCUACUUCAGAAAUCAUCUUCACUGUCACUCAGAUCAUCCGUGGUAAUAGUGAAUUACCAGUUGAGUCAUAGGGAAACCACCAUUGGCGUCA